Medioppia subpectinata is the source of this 2846-nucleotide messenger RNA. The record is from the annotation of a GenBank genome assembly. Lineage: Eukaryota; Metazoa; Arthropoda; Arachnida; Sarcoptiformes; Oppiidae.
AUGUAUGCGCUCUCAGCCAACCACUCAUAUAAUGCCAUACCAUUGCCUGUGACUGCCAUUCACUGCAUUCAUAUACAGCUCUACGACUACAGUGACUACAGUGUGAGCUCCGGGGCUCCGAGACUGGCAUUCAUUGAGUAUAGCGUUGCCAUCACCACUCGUCUCAUCCAUCCAUCGGUGGUUAUGUCUAAUAAUAUGUGUUCACUCGAUAAUGGUAAACACUCGAUGCCAGCGAUAGUCAGUUCUUGCAGUCCAUCGUUCAACUGUUCCCCUCUAACCUCCAAACCCUUUGGAUCUCAUUUGUUCGGUUCGAUGUCGUCUUCACUACCACUUCAUCCGCCGUCAAGUCAUACGGCGUUUCCCUUUCCGCCCAACCCUCUGAUCCUUUCGGGUCUAAACUUCUUCAAUCCUCAGUCAUCCAUGUCUUGGUUUGCACACAAUUCGUUGAAUACACCGUUAAGUCUGACCACAAAUAACAAAGACAUCACAUCCAACUGUAACGACAAUAACAACAAUGUCAACAAAAUUGACAACAAAUACAAGGACUCGACUCCGGCUCUCAUUCACCCGAACAAGGAUUUAAGGUCUGAUAAGAACUUAACUGAGUCUACGGUCACAACCACUGCGACCACUGAUAUUAGUUGCAGUACUUCUCUGUCCAACUCAAUGGCCACCGAAUCCGAGAGGAAUACAACGCGAAAUCAUUCAGACAUCAAUUGGUUGACAGAGUCGGCAAACAUGUCAUCGCGAGGACCUUCGGUGCCGUCUUCGCCCUCGACUUCGGGUCACUUGGGGUUACCGCUCAGCCAUCAGUCUUCACAUCCGUCUCAGCGCAGUCUAUAUCACACGACUCUCAACAAUGAUAUGGCUAACAGUCAGCGCCUAUACUCUCCCCGAUUCGCCGCUUCAGGCUCUCCGACAUAUUUCUCAUACCCGGCGACCAACAGUCCGAUCGGACCAAUCAAUGCCAUGAAUGGCGUGCGUCCGGUGCCAUCAAAUGCUCACUUUAACGGUCCCUUUGUGUCAAAUUUCAACGCUUACCAACAAUUUAGUCCAACAACUGCUCAGAACCCGAUCUCACCAUUUCUAGUGCCAAAUCAGUUGAGUGUCGCCAACACUCGAUCACAAACCUAUCCGACGGGUAUUAUGGAGUCGUCUUAUCACCAGAACUCGCACUCACAGAACGGCCACAACUCACACAAUGCCAUACUGUCUGCCAAUCCGUGCUCAAUGGCGCCCACAUCUCUCACUACCAGCACUUCCCGGUCUCCAUCACAGCAUUCAUCAGAUUCAUCAUCACUGAUAAGUUCUGGUCCAUACUCUAGCCCUACCGUCAGCUCAGAAUCAGCUGAACCUCAGACUAAGUCAAUGAUGCGAUCCUUGGAAUCGCACACAGAUUUGAGCGCCAGAAGCGGUGCAAACGAGUUGUUGAAUCCAUCGAUGAUCUCGUCGGGCAUUAAACGCAAAUCUCCGUCGAGUCCUGAAUUGAACGCAAAUGAGAAGAACUUAUAUAAACUCCCUUUCGGUAAAGAAGGCAGUCGUAAACACCGGAUACUAAAGCCGCCUAACAUUAGCCUCGACUCAAUCAAAGCCGAUCAGAUGACAGUGCAAUCGGCGCCACUCUCUGCGCCUCCCAUUCCCGGCGUUCGGCGACAAGACUUUCUCAAACGGAUUAGCGAUUCAGACAUCGAUUGCUAUGCGAAAGACUCGAUCGCCGAUCAGAUUAACUGCCAAAACAUGACUUCAUUUUAUCAUCAAAGAAGAAAAUCAGUGCCACAGACAUCGACCUCAUCUCACAAACCAUUUUCCGCCACUUUGUCUGCUAAAGAGAACUCUCGAGAGGAGAGGGAAGGAUCGCAUUAUAUCGUCUCAAAUGAGAACUGUUUGCCGAUUGAAGAACAGGAGCGUCAGAAUCGACUCCAAUAUCCCAUGUAUUUCCAAAAGGGAUCAAUCAUUCAGUUGGGAAACGGAGAGGUGAAGCGCGUCGAAGACAUGUCUACUCAGGACUUCAUUGAUAGCGCAUCUGAUAGUCAGGAUCUGUGCGCCGAUUGCAGUGAAGUGAUCAAAAUUGUUGAGAAAAUCAAGAGCUGUUCUGUUCUGUUGAGCUUUAGUGUCGGCCGCGACAAAGUGCCCGUCAAUGUGGAGGCACCGGUCGAACACCCAUUCUUCGUCUUUCAUAAGGGAUGGUCUUCCUGUUCACCCGAAAGGUCACACAUUAGAUAUGGUCUCAAAUGUCGUAAACUAAGAGUUGGAGAUAAUUGUGUUUCAUUGACUCCAAGAAGUGUGUCAACCAAUCCAACAACACAUCGGACGAGUAAAAGUCCCAAGAAUUCAGUGUCGGAUAAGUCGCUGCAAAAGAAGUCCAGUUGUAAACCAGUAUCAGUCGGACAGAAGAGCCCGAGUCGUUCACAAUCGCCUUUAUCUCUAGUGAAAUGUACGGCACCGGCAGUACCCGUGACAGCGCCUAUAGUUGGCAGUGCCUGCGAUGCCAACAGUGAUCACAACCCGAAACCAAACGAGCUUUUAGUGAAUGUCGUUGAGAGCGAUGUAUCGAAAGUGAUGAAAGUGUCGGAAACAACUGAUAUCUCAGACUCAGUGCCAAUGAGUUCAUCCGUUAACGAAGAAACCGUCAAAACAGAGGAUAACAGUGGGAACAGAAGACACUCAGCUUCUGAUGCUAUAGAGUCAGAGCCUUUAAACGCCUCAUAAAAUGAGAUUUCUUUUUGAUCUCAUAAUUAAUUUUUGAGUUAUUCUUAGUAUUAAUACAAAAGAAAUGCUUUCAAAACGUUUUCAAUAAUGGGUUUUAAGAUAAUAUUUAGUGGAAAAAUGUUAUGAAUAUAUUUUAG